This is a messenger RNA of Rhincodon typus (whale shark), 2329 nucleotides long. It is a transcript of the gene mrps9, whose product is annotated as mitochondrial ribosomal protein S9. The coding region runs from base 74 to 1225 and encodes 383 amino acids. The transcript is spliced from 11 exons. Gene Ontology annotation, molecular function: structural constituent of ribosome; RNA binding. Gene Ontology annotation, biological process: translation. Gene Ontology annotation, cellular component: mitochondrial small ribosomal subunit; ribosome. NCBI's taxonomy places the organism in Eukaryota, Metazoa, Chordata, Chondrichthyes, Orectolobiformes, Rhincodontidae. The record is from RefSeq and is a predicted model, not a curated record.
CCCUACCGCGACACAUACCGCCGGAUUGGGGUGAGAGGUUACUUGUCCCGCAUGCGCACUACUGCCUACAGUAAUGGCUGCUUGCAACAGGAGGUUGCCUGGUUUUCUGCGGAGAUGUUGUGGGUGUGUGAUGGAGAUGAAUGUUGCUAUUCCUGUCAGGAUGUCCUUACUCAUAAGGUUAAUCAGCACAAGCUCCUCCUUGCAGAAGAGGAGCAUGGCUGCUACAUUCCAUGAGAAAUAUACUGAAGAAUUCAUUAAACAACAGAUUGAAGAGUUCAACAUUGGGAAAAGGCACCUCGCUAACAUGAUGGGUGAGGAUCCCGAAACAAUUAAUCAGGAGGAUAUUGAUCGAGCGAUCAGAUACCUUUUCCCAACAAGUUUGUUUGACAAGAAGGCUAGACCAAUCAUGAAGCAUCCUUUGGAAGUCUUUCCAAAACAGAGGGCUGUCCAAUGGGGAGAAGAUGGUCGUCCUUUCAAUUAUCUUUUCUACACAGGAAAGCAGUCCUACUAUUCACUUAUACAUGAUACCUACGAACAAUUUCUUAACAUCCAGGAAUAUGAAAGUCAACUGAGAGGCAAAGGUCUUUUUUCCCUGGAUUACAAGCCAAUAAAUUUAAUUGGAAGUAGAUGGUUGAUGAAAGAAGAACUGGAGGAGGUGCUAGUUGAAUACAUUUCUGACCAAGACUACCUGUACUUUCUUCGGUUACUGGAGCGUAUGCUAACCUUACCAUACUGCAGUAUUAAGGAAGAAUAUGUGUUGAAAUUUCGCAGAAAGAUGGAAGAUCAGUCCAAGCAACAGAUAAUUGAGCCUUUGCAGUUUGAUGAGAACGGAGUAGCUUUCAGUAAAGGGGAAGGUAAACGGAAAACAGCAAAAGCAACAGUCAUUGUACGAGAUCACGGAAGUGGAAAGAUAACAGUGAAUGGGAUGGAUUAUUUGCUGUACUUUCCAUCACUACAGGAAAGAGAACAAUUGAUGUUCCCUUUCCAAUUCCUGAACCGACUAGGAAUGCAUGACAUGGAAUGUACAGUGCAUUCAGGUGGCACAUCUGCACAGGCAGGAGCUAUUCGCUUGGCUUCUUCAAGGGCUUUGCUUAGCUUUAUCACUGAAAAAGAGGUGGAAUCCAUGAGACAAGCUGGCUUGCUGACUCCUGAUCCUCGUGUGAGAGAGCGGAAGAAGCCUGGUCAGGAGGGAGCCCGCAGGAAGUUCACAUGGAAGAAACGUUAAUCAGUGCCUUUUCCUGUGAAGCAACCCUGAGGUGGUUUGAAAUCAGAAGCAGAACUUCAACAAGACCUGCAGUAUGGACACCUGCUCAAACAUAUUUGAGGGCUUGCAAGAUCAUUAUUGUCUCAGAUCUCAGUUUCCUGCACAUGAGAACAAAGUCUACCUAUGGUUUUAUUUAUCUACAAAAAUUCUUGGAAUGAGUCCUUUAAUCAUUGUUUUAAAAAGUAUUCUUUUAUUAUCAGACUGUAAUGGUGUUUUUUGUGUAUGCUGAUAAAACAUGAUAUUUAAUUCAUUUCUUUUCACAGUGACUUCAAGUGGUUAGUUUUAUAUAUUUGAUACAUUUGUUUACUAGUCUGCAUGUUUUGGGAAGAAACUGCCAAGUUUCUAUAAUGAGCAACUAAUCUCCAAUAUCAUGUUACACUUUGUGACAAGUUUACAUCUGUUGUAACUGUGAUAAUCCUUGUGAUCAAUUCUCAAACUUGUUCUCUUUCCCCUCCCUUUCAUUUUUAGAAUAGGCAUCACAUUUUCUUCAUAAAUCCAAUAGCCUAUCAGUCUUUUUAAUUCCAUUAUUUGCAUCAUUGCUUUCACAUUUGUUUAGUUUCCUUGAAAGGAAGAAUUAUUUUAAUGUCAUGCCUGAUUUCUACUUGUAUCAAUUGUUUAAUGUUUGCUCCACUGCAACAUUAUAUAAAUCAAAACUUCUAAUACAAACUGUCACACUCAGCUGUUAACAUUUGUAAUCCCUGCAGGGAUGCUGUUUGUGUUAAGUGACUAAAAUUCCUGUGACAGUUUUUUCUCGGGAUUAUAAGGUAAUACCUUUUUGGGCAUUAAACUCAAGAACCAGAAUCUGUUUUGAAGCAUAUCAUCGCACAUUUAUUUCUGCCAGCGAGACACUGGAAGCUAUUAUUUGUUAAAUCUUGCCUUUUAUUUGAUACAGUGGACUUUCUUUGGAAACACUAUCAAAAAGACGUUUCCAGAGCAACCAAUGCAGAGACUUUCAAUGCAGUCUUCAUCUUUGUAUGUAUGGUGAUAGUUUGAUUUUAAAGUUGUCAAAGUCAUUUCAUUGCUAGAGCCAGACUGUAUAAAUAAAAGCAGAACAUGCUGGAUGAA